GCAGUCUGUAGGGGUGACCCAUUGACUGGCCCAUACGCACCACUAUGGAGUGGCUUUGGAUCGCCCUGGCAACAUGUAUGCUCACGUCCCGCUCUGUCAAAGGCAACAACUGGUGGUUGGAGUAUGAGGAGGGGAUACGACACUACAGCAAGGAGGCCCUGAGCAAGGAGUUUCCAGAGAAGGCUCGACCGGUGAGCUUCAAACAUCCUGUGUUCCAGUGCCCAGAUAUGAGUCCUUCUCCCUCCGUCCCCUCCUCAGUUGAAUUUGUGAAGGCGGCAGAUAUCAAAGUCAUCGCUGCCUUGGGGGAUUCACUGACAACAGCCAUAGGUGCCAACGCCACCACUGUCCUCGGGAUUCCUAUUGAGUUUCGUCACGUGUCUUGGAGCAUUGGAGGCUACGGAUCAUUUCAGGAUGCCAUUACUUUGGCAAAUAUCAUCAAGCUGUUCAAUCCCAGCCUGCUGGGUGCUGCUCCUGGCAAGACGGUCCACGGCAUGCAGGCUCAUAUCAGUGAAACUGGCUUCAACCUGGCUGUGACUGGACACAACACCUUCAACCUCCCCGGCCAGACGAGACAUUUGAUUGACACACUGAGAGGUUAUGAGGGUCUAAACUUUGAGAAAGACUGGAAGCUCUUGACCAUUCUCAUGGGCAUGAAUGACAUCUGUGAUUACUGCAAAGAUAAGGCUCUAUUUUCCGUGGAUAACUUCAUUCACUAUAUGGCCGUCUCCUUGGAAAUGCUUAUGAAUGAGGUUCCUCGUAUGAUCGUUAAUGUCGUUCAGAUCCUGCCCAUGCAGACUCUGAGGGAGGUGCAGAAGCCCACCCCAGGGUGCCUGCUCCAAAGGUCUUUCUGCUCAUGCCUGAUAGAGCCUGUAGCCAAGUCUCCUGAACUGCGGGAGCUGGUAGAAGUCAAUCUGGAGUUUCAGAAAAGACUUGAGGAGCUGCUGCACAGCGACAGGUUCUUCAGGGACGACUUUGCUGUUGUUCUCCAGCCCUUCCUGAAGCACGCAGACCCUCCCCGUCUCCCGAAUGGGAAGAUCGAUAUGACCUUCUUCACUCACGACUGCUUCCACUUCACCAUAAAGGGGCACGAGGAGCUGGCCAAGGGGCUGUGGAACAACAUGUUUCAGCCUGAGGGAGGAAAGAUGAUUGUGAGCAGUUUCUCCGACCCCAUCAGCCUCAUCUGUCCACCUAUGGAACACCCAUAUAUCUUCACCCGGCCGAUUGCAGCCAAGUCAGGCAAGCCUCAAAUUCAGUCCGACGCUCUGUCGCAGGCAGCCGCCUUCCUGCUGCUCUCACUCCUUGUGGGUUUGGGAUGUCUUGGACUCCUGUAGCUUUCACU
Molecule: messenger RNA, 1339 nt
Organism: Micropterus dolomieu (smallmouth bass)
Lineage: Eukaryota; Metazoa; Chordata; Actinopteri; Centrarchiformes; Centrarchidae
Product: phospholipase B1, membrane-associated-like
Exons: 16
Coding region: 45-1331 (428 amino acids)
Biological process (GO): phospholipid metabolic process
Cellular component (GO): brush border membrane
Molecular function (GO): phosphatidylcholine lysophospholipase A1 activity; A2-type glycerophospholipase activity; retinyl-palmitate esterase activity
Source: RefSeq, a predicted model, not a curated record